AUGAAUGAGGACGAGGCUAUCCAGAACAUCACCAAGAAGAUUGAGCGGGAGAAGGCGCUCAUCAACGCCGCCAAUGCCAUGCGGUCACAGACCAACAACGAGGCCGUCCGCUCCCGACUCGACUCCCAGAUGCGCGAUGGCCGCCGAAACCUGCAGUUCUUCGAGGAGAAGCUGCGGGACAUUCAGCUGCGAAAGGUCGGCCAGGGCGUCGAGGGCAUGUCGCUGGGCGGCGACGAUGGCGCCCCUCCUCCGCCGCCAAAGGACUCGUCGUCGUUUGGAGACCAGGGCUACGGCUCAAUGAGUCGAGACGGCCCUCCCAGCGACUUGCCGCCUCCGAAUCCCAAGUUUGGUGCUCCGGGCCCAGGAGCAGCCUCCAAGACUCGCCCCAACUUCACCAAGCUAGACUUGAUCAAAUACGAUACCCCCUACCUUGGCCCUCGAAUCCAGCACAUGCUCUCGCAGAUCCAGUUCAAGCUCAACGUCGAAGAGCAGUAUCUCAAGGGCGUUGAGAAAAUGGUUCAGCUGUAUGGCAUGGAAGGCGACCGGAAGAGUAAAGCCGAUGCCGCUGCUCGUAGAGUGGAAAGCAAGCAGAAGAUUCUUCUCUUGAAGCAGGCACUGAAGAGAUACGAGGAGCUGCAUGUCGACAUGGACACUAGCGACGCCCAAGAUGACGACUCCAUCAACACUCCCAACCUUCGCAAGCCCCUAAGCGGUCAGCUUUCCAUUCGUGUCGUGGCCAUCAAGGACGUGGAUCACGCCACUACCGGGCGAUUUGCUCGAGGGCCAGAAACUUUCGUUGCCGUCAAGGUCGAAGACACUGUCAUGGCCCGAACAAGGACGUCGAGAAAUGACCGCUGGGAAGCCGAGUAUCACAACAUAGAGGUUGACAAGGCCAACGAGAUUGAGCUUACCAUCUACGACAAGCCUGCCGAGCACCCUAUGCCCAUCGGCUUGCUCUGGGUCCGGAUAUCGGAUAUCGUCGAGGAGAUGCGUCGCAAGAGGAUCGAGGCCGAGAUGAACAGCUCCGGCUGGGUGUCCGCCGACAGAAUGGGUAGCUCUGGACCUGGCCAGUUCCCAAUGAGCCCAACGUCUGGCUCUUUUGGAGCAUCACCCCAAACUCCCGGGGGCGGCCAGGGCCAAGGAGCUGCGCCCUUUGGCGAUCCGGGCCCCCAGCCGCAGGUUGUUACUGGCCCUGUGGAUGGGUGGUUCAACCUUGAGCCGGCUGGACAGAUUCAGCUCGAGUUCAGCUUCGUCAAAGAAAACCGACAGAGGCAGGUGGAUCUUGGUCUGGGACGAAAGGGCGCUGUUCGACAGCGCAAGGAAGAGGUUCACGAGAUGUACGGUCACAAGUUUGUCCAGCACCAGUUCUACAACAUCAUGCGCUGUGCGCUUUGCGGAGAUUUUCUCAAAUAUUCUGCUGGCAUGCAGUGCGAAGACUGCAAGUAUACCUGCCACAACAAAUGCUAUCCUAGCGUCGUCACCAAGUGUAUCAGCAAGAGCAACGCCGAAACCGAUCCGGACGAAGAAAAGAUCAACCACCGCAUUCCGCACAGGUUCCAGCCUUUCUCCAACGUCACGGCCAAUUGGUGCUGCCACUGCGGCUACAUACUUCCGUUUGGAAAGAAGAAUUGCAGAAAGUGUUCAGAAUGUGGCCUCACAUGUCACGCCGCAUGUGUUCACUUGGUCCCAGAUUUCUGUGGCAUGUCCAUGGCUGUGGCCAAUCAAAUUCUCGAAGGCAUGAGAGUUCAGAAGCAGCGCAUGUCAGAAAAGACGCUGCGAUCAGGCCCCAGCAAGAGCCCCAUCACCGGCCACGCUUCAUCAGGCUCUUUCUCGAGCGCCGGAGCAGGCUCGACUCCUGGAACUCCCUCUGCUGAAGCCACAGAGGCAGCACGACUCAUGUAUGCCAGCCAAACGUCGCCUCAGCGGCCAGACCACCCAGGCCGCGCGCCUUCCGACCUUUCUGCUGCCGCUGCAGCUUCUGCAGCCAUGGCCGCUGCCCAGAACCGUACUGGAUAUGACUCGGCACAGCAGGAUUCUUAUGCUCAAGGAGGACAAUAUGGCGGUGCCCCUCAGACGCCAGCGCACCACAGGUACAACCCGGCCGAUUAUGCCAAUGUAGACCAGGGUUUCGCUGCUUCUCAGCAGCCAGCUCAGCAACGACCUCCGCCCCAACAGCAGCAGCAGCAGACGAUGCCUCCCCCCCAGAUGCCUCCCCAGCAGCCUCCUCCCCAGCAGCCGCUGCCAGCGCAGCCGAGCCAGCCCCAGUACCAGCAGCAGCAGCAGCAACCCGCUGCCCCCAAGCCGCAAUCCCCUGCCCCCUCGGCUGCUUCCCAGGGAACUGCUGCCACAGGACCCGGAGGCGCUCAGCGCAAGGCUCUGCCGUCUGCUACUGAUCCAGGUACCGGAGCGCGUAUUGGUCUUGAUCACUUCAAUUUCCUUGCUGUUCUUGGAAAGGGUAACUUUGGAAAGGUCAUGUUGGCGGAGACCAAGCGAUCCAGACGAUUGUUUGCCAUCAAGGUACUUAAGAAGGAAUUCAUUAUUGAAAACGACGAGGUGGAGAGUAUCAAGUCGGAGAAGAGAGUGUUCCUCAUUGCCAACCGGGAAAGGCACCCAUUCUUGACCAACCUGCACGCCUGUUUCCAGACGGAGACGCGUGUUUACUUUGUUAUGGAGUACAUCAGCGGUGGUGAUCUCAUGCUUCAUAUUCAGCGCGGCCAGUUUGGCACUAAGCGAGCACAGUUUUAUGCCGCCGAAGUCUGCUUGGCUCUUAAGUAUUUCCAUGAGAAUGGUGUCAUCUACCGUGAUCUGAAGCUGGACAACAUCAUGUUGACGCUUGAUGGACACAUCAAGAUUGCCGAUUACGGUCUUUGCAAGGAGGACAUGUGGUACGGAUCAACAACGAGCACUUUCUGUGGAACUCCCGAGUUCAUGGCCCCAGAGAUUCUCCUAGACAAAAAGUACGGAAGAGCGGUUGACUGGUGGGCAUUUGGCGUCUUGAUUUAUCAGAUGCUUUUGCAGCAGUCUCCGUUCAGAGGUGAAGAUGAAGACGAGAUUUACGAUGCUAUUCUCGCCGAUGAGCCGCUGUAUCCUAUCCACAUGCCUAGGGAUUCGGUGUCUAUUCUGCAGAAGCUCCUCACCCGAGAGCCUGACCAGCGUCUUGGAAGCGGACCUACGGAUGCCCAGGAAAUCAUGAGCCAGCCCUUCUUCCGCAACAUCAACUGGGAUGACAUUUAUCACAAGAAAGUGCAGCCCCCUUUCCUGCCGCAGAUCAAGAGCGCCACGGAUACGAGCAACUUUGACUCUGAGUUUACGAGCGUUACUCCCGUUCUCACACCAGUUCAGUCUGUCCUGUCUCAAGCUAUGCAAGAAGAGUUCCGCGGAUUUAGUUACACGGCAGAUUUGGAGUAGGAUGAAGAAGAAGAUGUGAGCGAUUCUGAAGAUGUGUUCCGGGUUGUAUUUCAUGUAAGCGACGAUGUGGCCUCGGUUGAACAAGAUGAGCUUACUACGGCAAUGCAAUGGAUGCGGCUGAAUUGAUGGAAGCUCCAUAUCAAACGACCCUUGCCCUAGCUAUUCGGGCAACCAGCAUGAUACGGCGCGGCAGAUGCGUCUGGCGGAUUCUUUUUCUUUCUUACUGGCUAAGGCGACGAGACGAUAUGACAGUCAACUGGUGAUACCUACAGGAUGGGGUAGAGAGGAUAAAAAUCGGCGAGCUUUUGAGUGUCUUUUAUUUUUGGGAAAGGGGCAUAAUAUCAAAGGACCCCUCACUUUUUAGGCUACGGUUUGUGCGCCUUUUACCGUUCAUUUCUUUCUGCAACUCUUUUAAAGCAGCGACUGUUUUUUCAUUUUUUCAUUUUCGAAAAGCAAAAUCUCUUUUUGGGGGAUUGGGAUACAUCUUGUCUCUGUACUUUCUUUUUGAAAAGAUUGUUGCGGUUUGACUUUUUUUUCAUAUUGCUUUCGUUUAGUUUGAUAUGUGGAAGCCGGGGUUGAAAAUACGAGGGGAUGUUUUGCAGCGAAAAGAGUUUUAUACAGAGCUACUAAUAGAGAAUUUGAUGCCAUGAUUCAAAAAGGGUUGCAAGAAUGAGUUGAAGUCAUGUUUGCAAGACUGUAUGUUGAAUGAAUGUUGAUAAAUAUGCGGCUGAUAUUACAGUUCUGGUGGGAGAGUAGACGACUUUUUAUCGUUUGUGAUUAAAAGGUGGUAGUGAGACUGGCAUCUAUAUGAGGAUAUUUACAAAACAUAGACUCCCCAUCCCUUUCUAUCUUUUAUUACUUUUUUUUUUAUUCAUUUAUUUCUUUUCUUAUCAUUGCUUUUUACAGUUUGUUUUAGUUGGUGUACUCCUUUUGCAGCAGCUUGGCAAUGGUGUUGAGCCUGUCAUAUCAUGUCAGUCACCAUAUAAUCAUGCAAAAAAAUCGAUUUUCAUGCUAGGAAAAGAAACUUACUGGAUGUUGCUGGUGCCCUCGUAAAUGGCACCAAUCUUGCUGUCGCGGAAGAACUUCUCGGCCAGACCCUCGCGGACAAAGCCCAUGCCGCCCAUCCACUCGACGCCGAGACCACUUACACGGCCGGCAACCUGGGAGGCGUAGAGCUUGGCCAUGGCGGCGUCCUUGAUAAAGUCCUCGCCGGCCUCCUUCUUGCGGGCGGCGUUGAAGACGAGGGCGCGGGCGGCGGCGAUUUCGGUGUAGGCCUGGGCGAAUUGGUGCUGCAUGCCCUGGAACUCGCCGAUGAGGGAGCCGAACUGCUUGCGGUCGUUCCAGCAGUACUUGACGGCGUUUUCCCAGGCGCCGAGGGCGAGGCCGGUCAUCUGGGCGGCGAUGCCGAUGCGGCCCUCGUUGAGGAUGCUGAUGGCGUACUUGUAGCCCUGGCCGCGCUCGCCGAGGAUGUUCUCCUUGGGGAUGUGGACGUCGUCAAAGUUGAGGACGCAGGUGCUGCUGGCGCGGAUGCCGAGCUUCUUUUCCUUCUUGGCAAUGGAGAAGCCGUCGGUGCCCUUUUCGACGAUGAAGGCGGUGAUGCCCUUGUAGCCCUUUGAGGGGUCGAGGUUGGCAAAGACGAGGAAGACGCCGGCCUCCAUGGAGUUUGUGAUCCACAUCUUGGAGCCGUUGAGGACGAAGCCGUCGGCGGUCUCGGUGGCGCGGGCGGCCAUGGCAAAGGCGUCGGAGCCGGACACGGGCUCGGAGAGGCAGAAGGAGGCGACGGUGUCGGUGGCCAGGCGCGGCAGGUAGGUGCGCUUGACGUGCUCGGAGCCCCAUUUGAGAAUGG
Messenger RNA from Trichoderma atroviride IMI 206040, 5254 nucleotides. RefSeq lists its product as uncharacterized. The record is from RefSeq and is a predicted model, not a curated record. Gene Ontology annotation, molecular function: diacylglycerol-dependent serine/threonine kinase activity. Lineage: Eukaryota; Fungi; Ascomycota; Sordariomycetes; Hypocreales; Hypocreaceae. Gene Ontology annotation, biological process: fungal-type cell wall biogenesis; signal transduction.